This is a messenger RNA of Astyanax mexicanus (Mexican tetra), 2036 nucleotides long. RefSeq names its product microfibril-associated glycoprotein 4-like. The transcript has 6 exons. The coding region runs from base 1 to 768 and encodes 255 amino acids. The record is from RefSeq and is a predicted model, not a curated record. NCBI's taxonomy places the organism in Eukaryota, Metazoa, Chordata, Actinopteri, Characiformes, Acestrorhamphidae. Gene Ontology annotation, biological process: elastic fiber assembly.
AUGGUUUUGAAACAACUGCUGGAAAUCAAAAUGACAGGCAGAGUGUUUGUGGCUCUACUGCUCCCCCUGCUGGCUGGUUCUGCACCAGUUUCUCAGGAGUUGUUUCCGGCAGACUGCUCUGAUAUCUACGCUAACAGCCAAACUCUGAGCGGGGUUUAUUCCAUCUACCCUACAGGAGACACACCUGUACAGGUGUACUGUGACAUGGGCUGUGAGGGAGGACCACCAGAGGACGCCAAGUGGACGGUGAUUCAGAGGAGGAUGGACGGCAGUGUGAACUUCUACAGGCCGUGGGAUCAGUACAAGAAAGGCUUUGGGAAUAAGAAUGGAGAAUACUGGCUGGGACUGGAGAACCUCUAUCAGAUCACCCGCAAGAAGAAGUACGAGCUGAGGGUGGAUCUGCAGGACUUUGAAGGAGGGAAGGUUUACGCUCGGUACUCGUAUUUCUCCGUGGAAUCUGAAACUGACGGCUACAAACUCAACAUCAAAGGCUUCACCAACGGAGGAGCAGGUGACUCUAUGGAGCUACAUAACGGGCAGAUGUUCACCACCUUCGACAAGGACCAGGAUACUAAUAAAGAUAUUAACUGCGCCAAGCAGUACCUCGCCGGGUGGUGGUACAACUCUUGCCACCACGCCAACCCCAACGGAGUAUACAUUUGGGGAAAGGAUGCCACAUAUAAUGCUAUUGGGAACGUGUGGUACCACUGGAAGGGCUACGCCUACGGUCUGAAGUUCAUCAGUAUGAAGAUCAGACCUCUACCUUAAACCCAUAGGAUGGGUUUCUCCUCUUUAAAAGUAAAGAUCAGGGGUGGGUUUCCCGAAAGCUUCGUAACGCUAAGAACUUCGUUAACUCGUACUUAAGAUUGAUCGUUAAUUAAAGCGUGUUUCCCAAAGCCGUGUGUAACUAAAGUACUACGUAAACUCGCUCGCAGAUUAACGAGUAACCUCACCCACUCGUUAUUCUUAAAGUACUACUUACAGGGGAUUCUGCAUGCAGUUCAUCUCCUUAAACACCAGGGGCCGCCAAAUUUGAGGGAGAAAAAAAUUCUUUCUUUGUUUCUGUGGUUAAAUCGAUUAUAUUAUAUGUUAUGUUAUAUUAUGUCAUAUUAUAUUAUAUUAUAUUGUAAUGCCAACUUUGUCUGUUGCUUGUAGUCUAACUGGACAUAUUUAAAUUGACCAAUCAAACCCACAAAUAAAUUAAAAUUAAAAUCCAGAUUAGUGAUGGUAGAGCUCUUGACAUUAAAUCUGCAAUGAUUGCAAUCAACAAAUUCCUGCAGAUGAUGCUCACGGUCUAAGCAAAAUAAAAACAUAUAUAAAAUAUAUCUAAAACAUAUAUAUAUAUAUAUAUAAUGUUUAUACUGUUUAGGGAUGAUUUAUGAAAUUAAAAAGGUCACUAUGUUUUAAAAUAGAUUAUGGCAUUAAUAUAGUAUUUUUUGUUUAUUAUAAUAUAGUAAUUUUUGUCAAAUUAUUUAGUCUUACAUAUCUUUAGGAGUAUUUUAUUAAUGCCUAAGUACAUCCUUUUGUAAUUUAAUUUCCGAAUAUGUAUAAUGUUGUUGAUUCCAUCACAUUUCUACGUUUUUAGGGUGUAAUAGUGAAUAAAUACUGCAUAUUGCAGUGUUGAAUCGAUGUUUGUGGAUCGAUUGAGUGCGCUGUUUCGGGGGAGGAGUUAAUAAAGACGUUCUUUAACCUCGUUUGUUAAUUUUCACUUUGCGAAGCUCUUUGGGAAACACUCGCAGAACUGGCUCGUUCUUUACACACGUCAUUCCUUAGUUCGUUCGUUAUUCGCUAAGAUUGAUCGUUUUCAGGAAACCCACCCCAGAUCUACAGAUUUUAACUGGAUGAUUUUCUCCUCACUGUCGAGUGCUGUGCUCCAUAUUUCCAUUAGUAAAAGCUGUCCUAGCAUUUGAGGGUUACUUUAAAUUUCUUUUUAAAACUUCUCAAGUUUUUUUUUUUUUAAAUGAUGAUCAUUGUGAUAAUGUCAUUUUCUACUAUAGACCUUUUCUGCUCUCCUUAAUAAAACAUUAUGCAUCUUG